Messenger RNA from Micropterus dolomieu (smallmouth bass), 2500 nucleotides. Its product is annotated as complement C1r-A subcomponent-like. Gene Ontology annotation, cellular component: extracellular region. Gene Ontology annotation, molecular function: serine-type endopeptidase activity; calcium ion binding. Gene Ontology annotation, biological process: proteolysis; complement activation. Lineage: Eukaryota; Metazoa; Chordata; Actinopteri; Centrarchiformes; Centrarchidae. The transcript is spliced from 13 exons. The record is from RefSeq and is a predicted model, not a curated record. Bases 55 to 2172 code for a protein of 705 amino acids.
UUUGCUGCUGCAACAGUGGAUCAGUUCACUCACGGAUAGAAUUUUAAUGCAGAGAUGGGGUGGGCUUUCUGUUUCAUCGGGUUUCUGUAUGUGUCAGUGAGUGUGUGCUGGCGGCUGCCUGAUUCAGAGCCUCUAAUGUAUGGGGAGGUCCAGUCCCCCCAGUAUCCCCAGCCUUACCCUCCCAACCUGCAGGAGCAGUGGGACCUCAGUGUGCCCGAGGGCUACCAGAUCCGAAUCACCUUCACACACCUGGACAUUGAAGCUUCUGCAGGCUGCCAUUACGACGCCCUUACAGUUCUCUAUGAUGGAAAGGUCCUGGGGAAGUUUUGUGGCCAUGAGAAUUCUGCUGAUGGGCAUCAUCCAGGCAACCAUCCCAUUUUGUCUCCAGGAAACAGACUCACCCUCAUUUUCCAGACGGACGACAACAACCCAGAGCGCCACCAGAACGUGGGCUUCUCUGCUCAAUACCAGGCAAUAGACAUAGAUGAGUGUUCAGCGCCAGAACCUGGAGAUGGCUCAGAUCCACUCUGCUCUCAGAUCUGCCUAAACACCCUUGGCUCAUACCUCUGCUCCUGUCACCACGGCUUCGAGCUUCGCUCAGACCAGCGCACCUGUGUGUUGUCCUGCGGCGGUGGUAUAUUUGAUGAGCCAGAGGGACAUCUGUUCAGUCCAGGGUAUCCCAACCCCCCACCUCAUGCAGUGUCCUGUCAGUACAUUAUUUCUGUAGAAAAUGGCUUCACUGUCUCUCUUAACUUCACUGACAACUUCCACAUCGAGAGUGUUGACACUCUGCAAGGCCCAGUCUGUCUCCAUCACUGGUUACAGGUAACCAUUCCAAACAGAGAGCCCAUGAAGCUGUGUGGUGGAACGAGACCAGGUCUGAUAGUCACAAACUCCAGCACUGUCACUUUGGACUACCACACUGAUAAUGACGGCCAGAGCAAUGGCUGGAGCCUGGACUACAGCACAAACAGGGUGAGGUGUCCAUUUCCCGGUAAUGUAGCUAAGGGCAGGGUCACUCCUAUCUUGACCGAAUAUCUCUAUAGAGACUAUGUCUAUUUGCGCUGUGAACAAGGAUACAAGCUGAUGAUGGAUGGUCAGGAGCUGGACAGUUUCUCUACCAUGUGCCAAAGCAAUGCACAGUGGCACCUCCCUUUGCCAGAAUGCCACAUAAUUGACUGUGGAGAACCUGAACCUUUGCUGAAUGGAGGAGUGACCUUCAUGUCUGGCUUUCAGAAUCAGUACCGUUCUGUUGUUCAGUAUCACUGUAAUGAACCAUUUUACUCUCUCCUUGGGGGUGUAAAUGUUAGCUUCACCUGUGAAGCAGACAGAAAGUGGAGAUCCAACAACGAUAUUGUAGUCAGUCCAACAUGUAUACCAGUCUGUGGCCAGCCUACAAAACACAUCUCUGCCUAUCAGAGGAUCAUUGGAGGAAGUGAAGCUCCAGAAAAUACCAUCCCCUGGCAAGUGUUACUGAGUGUACAAGGAGAUAGAGGAGGAGGCAUGGUGAUUGGAGACCGCUGGAUUAUGACUGCAGCUCAUGUCGUUAAGCAUAAAGAAGUUGCAUCAAACGAUGUUAUACAGAUUUACAUGGGACUUACUGAAAUUAAAACCGGGAGUCUCUCUCCUGUGUUUGCCGCCUCUGUCCACGUUCACCCUGAUUACAACAACCUCGAUGAUGCCUUAGACUACAACAAUGACAUUGCCUUGAUCAAACUGCAAGACCCAAUCACAUUCAACUCAUCUAUUAUGCCAGUAUGUUUGCCUGCAGAAGGUGCUACAUAUGUCACUGGCAUGAUGGGACUGGUGUCCGGCUUUGGUGUUACAGAAGCAGCCGGCAACACACGGAUUUUAACAAAUAAGUUGAAGUACGUGCACCUCCCUGUGGUGGAGCAGGAGACAUGCAGUAAUUCAAUCACUUUGUUGAAGAGGACAAAGAGUGAUGUACCAAGUCUGACAAAUAACAUGUUUUGUGCUGGAGUCCCUGAAGGUAAGAAGGACUCCUGCCAAGGUGACAGUGGAGGUCCCUUCACCCUGAGUGAAGACGGACGGUUCUGGGCUGCUGGGAUUGUCAGCUGGGGGGUUAACUGUGGACAGAAGGGAACAUAUGGAGUCUAUACCAGAGUUGCCAACUACCUGGACUGGAUCAACAAGAUUAUGCAGGAGAACUGAAACUUUCAGUUACAAAUUGAUUUGAAGAUAUGUUGAUGAAAUAAAAGUAAAACCAUACACAUCUACAAUAAAAUAAGAAAAGAUAACUAAUUUUGCUAUAACUAUACUCUGCAAUACAUGUUGUGUCACAAAAAAGCUAUGAUUUAAGAUAAUCUUCCAGUUGACAAUAACAUGAUCAAGUGGUAAUAAGUGGUCUACUUUUCAUGACAAGAACCAUUUCAAAACAUCCUAAAAUCACUGAAUGAAUGUCAUACCGAUUGUAAAGACAUCGCAUUGUAUUCAAAUCUCCCAAAAAGCAUUUUUAAUAAAGUGACAUAUUACAGACUUA